AUGUCUGAUUCUAACAAGUUAUUCGAAGUUCUUGCUUCGUGUAUCGGACCGACACCAUUGCCAUAUGUAUGUCGAAUGUAUAUGGAUCUUUCGAUUCUUCCACCAUCGGUUUUAUCAUCUGAUUCACGUGCACAAAUUAUUCAAACUGCUGUAAAUGAACGUUUUGAAAGUCAAUUUACGAUUGUUCAAAUUCGGACAUUAACAAAUCUUAUUGCUAUGAAUAUUUCGUUUGUAAAAAAUUUCAUCAAAAAUGCUCAUGUUUCGCAAGUUUAA
Messenger RNA from Rotaria sp. Silwood1, 273 nucleotides. Lineage: Eukaryota; Metazoa; Rotifera; Eurotatoria; Philodinida; Philodinidae. The record is from the annotation of a GenBank genome assembly.